This is a messenger RNA of Aegilops tauschii subsp. strangulata, 4387 nucleotides long. RefSeq lists its product as uncharacterized. Lineage: Eukaryota; Viridiplantae; Streptophyta; Magnoliopsida; Poales; Poaceae. The record is from RefSeq and is a predicted model, not a curated record.
UUUUACUCACUCCACCAUUGCUGGGUGGAAAUGUCAAAGAGAAAAGCAUAUACUAUCGCUGAGUGGAACUACUAACCAGGAGAGAGAAGGCGAGAUAGAUUAGGUGGUAGUCUGACUCCGCACGCUUCUCCCCUCCCCCUCUCUCCUCUCCUCUCCCUCUCCCCACCCCCCCAAAUCGAAAUCCCCCACCCCAUACUGAGCCAGUGAGCUCCACGCUCCUCCCCCAGCUCGCCCCGGCAUCCCGUCGCCGGGUGGAUCUACCAGGACGCGGGCGCGCGUGCGCGGCUUGAGGAGCAAAGGUGCCUGAUGAGGUAGUUGGGGGCAGCCAAGGAAGCAAAGGUUCUUGUUGUCCACCGGGUGAACUUACUACCUCGUUACAUUCACCAGAUCGAUGCUAUCCAGUGACCACCCUUCAGGCCCCUCGUGCUCCUCCCAGUCUGUGGUUCGGGUUGUGGGUGCUGAUCCAGCGACGUUCCACGCCGCCGACUCUCCGGAGUCGGCACACCAAGAUCCUGCGGAUCUUGUCCAACCGUGUCCCACCUUCUCCAUAAGAGAUUAUGUUUUUGAUUCGAGGAGCAAAGGCAUCAAGAGAAGUUGGCCUUUCCACCCGCAGUCACUGGAACUUUGCUUGAAGCGUGGAGUUAAAGAUCUACUGCCUCCAUUCGAGCCUCCCGAUUUGCUCCGGUCAAGGUCUUUCUAUACUUGCGUAGACUCUGAGCAGUCUGCUGCAUGCCUAGAAGCCGAUGCUUUUGUUGAUUUGGUAAAGGCUAGAGAAGCUGGUUUGACAAAUGUGAAUACAACUGGUAUCAACCUCCAGUCAUGUCAAUCAGCAGAUGAGUCACUUGGUCCAUCUCAAUACACUCCUACAGAGGGUGGGAAGACUGCUACUGACCAAGGUGGAAAUAUAAAUGAAUUAGGCCAUACUAGUAAGGCUAUACAAGCAUAUCAGGAAGAUAAUAUUUGCACCAAAGCAAGUUCGGGGACAGAGGUUGCUCGACCCUAUUUGAAAAGUCUUGGCUCAUCACGUGAGACUUCAGAAAAGAAGGGCAAGUUGCUAGUCAAGUCAGGCUCUAUGACAGAUAUCCGUCAGAGAAAAGAUUUAUCAUACAACUCUAGCUCGGUUUCGAAUCCAAAGGCUUCAAAUACCUGUCCUGUUUGCAAAGUCUUCUCUUCUCCAUCAAAUACCACUUUGAAUGCACACAUAGAUCAGUGCCUUUAUGCUGUGUCUAAUGCCGAGCCAGUAGUAGAGACGGUUAUUGUGAAGCCAAAAGUGAAGCAGAGGAAGAUGCAACUGAUGGUGGACAUUUACAAGACAGCCCUUCCAUACACUCUUGAUGACCUUGAUCGGAGGAAUGGGACUAACUGGGCUAUCGAUUUGUCUGUGCCAGCUGUGAACAAGGUGCUUUGCACUAAGAACCGUAGCCCACGAGUGGUACCAUCUGAAGCAAAAGAUAGUGAAAGAGAUAGUGAUGUCUAUGUUGAUUCAAAUGGCAUAAAAAUCAGAAUUUUAUCCAAGCCUAUCGGUGCACCCUUGGUCUUGGGCAAUGAUGGUUUAAAGCAAGUUGAAAAGCACCAGACUGGAAAGAGUACAUUGAUGAAAAAGACAUCCUUGGAAUCUAAAUCAUUUAGGAAUAAAAAGUUCAAGGUACAUGGAAAGAAGUGCAACCGACUAAACCAUUUGAAAUCUCAGGUUGAAUUAUACCCAGAUGGGGAUAUCCAUGCUGACACCUCUGAGGAGGAGCUGGCCAUGCAUACACAGAAACCUACUGAAAGCAGCAGUUGUGGUCGUUCGGGAACUAUAAGGCAAUGGGUGUGCUCCAAACGUUCGGGUAUCACUAACAAUUUGAGCAGAAAGUCAAAUAAUAUAUUGUCAGAUAGCAUGAAACCUGGAACAAAGAAAUUGGCUAGGAGCCGCAUGAUUGGUGGCUUUGAUGAUCCUCAAAUUACAGGAAGUUAUACUGAGGCAUUUUCUUCACGGUCAACAGAAGAGACAGCCACCACUUUGGAAGUCAAUGAAAAUGAUGAUCAUGAAAAGGGUUCUUCAAGAUUAUUCAGAUCAAUUCCCAGAUGGUCAUCAGAAAAUCCUUCAUCCAGCAGUGCCUUCCCAAAAGUACCUAGAUCAGCUGCUACUCUUGCGAAGAGAAAAAUUAAGGAGAUUGGAAGAAGAGAAGCUUCUAGGUCUGAUAAGUAUGAUACAGUGAGGAAUUCCACCUCGACAAAAUGCUCUGAACCUUGUCUUUCUGUUUCCAUUAGAGGUCUGAGUAAUGACUCAAAGAGGACAGUGUCUACUUCUAAGGUGUUAAGAAAGCACAGAUCUGUAUCGAGGACUCGCAAGCGUGACUUUUCACCUUCUAUUAGUGGGCUAGUCAAUGAUUUUGGUCAAGAGCAUGAACUUGAUCACAGACAUGUAAACAAUACCUUCAGCGUUACUAAUAAUGGCACAUCCGAUAAGGUUGUAAAGCAUACCCAAGAAGAUACCACAGAUAAUGAUAUCUCUUAUGGAACUGACAUGCCGGCAUUGGGGCAAGGGGAUCAUCAGCAUGAUGUGACACAACAAACAACAAGUACGCAUAUGGAUUCUGAAGGUGAAGAACAUGCAACUCAAAUGCAAUGUACCUCGGUCUCCAGAAAUACUCACGAGGACUGUUGCAGUGCAAUAAGUAGUGGUUCUUUGAGUCUUGAAAAUAGCAAAACUGUGCCCAAAGGAAGUUCAUCAAUGCAGGAUCAAUGCUCCACUAAGCAAUUCACACAUCAUACUCAUGUGUCAAACAUUGUUACCAAUAAUGAGAUGGAGGAAUGUCAGGUAGACCCAGCUUCAACUAAGGAAUCUAGCACCUGCUUAACUAAUAACAGGGAAAUGGGUCUUGCAACUCCUCGGGAUAACUCGUCAAUAACGUCGAACAGAGAAGACUCUAACCAAGAUCAUGUUUUUUUGGCAUUUGGUCGGGACUCAUCAGACUCUCCUAUUUCGGUUGCCUCAACUAUGUCUUCUCCAGUUGCUUUGAAUGGUUCAAGAAAUGAAGAGUCAGGACCAGGCCAAUCGACCGUAAAUGUUAGGACACUUGAAAAGAGCAUGUCUGGGAGCUCAAAUCAGGAGACGAAGUCGAUGCCUCCAGCAAGAGAAGGUGAACAGUUGGCUAAGGAGAAGUUGUAUUGCUGCUCUUGUCGUGAGAGCAUCUCCAGGGAGCCUCACUUAGACCAUGAAAGUUCAACAGCCAGAUCAGACACUUUUGCUAGAAAACAAGUUCCACAAUUGCACAUGGGUUUACGGACAUCAUCAUCUUUCAGCACAUACCAAAGAACAGACACAAAUUCAAACCCUUACUUAGAUUCACAUGGUGAGCUAUUAACUGGCAAAGUUAUAACUGAAUCUUCCAUGAGCUCCCUGUCUUAUGCGACAGAUUGUAUCAGACCAGCAUUGCAAACUCAACUUCCAUCGCCGCCAAGUCCUAUGUUGAGACUGAUGGGCAAGAACUUGAUGGUGAUGAACAGCCAGGAGAGUGGGCGUCCUCAAGCUCCAAAGCCAGACUACAUGCUGGGAGGGAAUUACAUGCCACCUGCUAGUUUUGUGCCUCCAGACUACCAACAUAGUCAUUCUGCAUUCAUCGACAGAACUCCAUCAGCAAGGAGUCACCAGAUUCCUCUUCCAAGUGUUCAAGCUGGCAACUUUGUUGGGCCUCCAAUGCAUGGUGGUUUCAUGGUGCAAUCUAAUCAUCAUUCUCUGCAGAAACCAUACAGGAACCCUGCUCCAGUCAUGCAUCACCCUACCUACAUGAUGAAAGAGGUUAUCAUGAUUAAUGACGAUCCUCCUGAAUGCAGAAGUGAGCCACAAGUCAGUAUGCAUCCUCCCACUGGAACCUAUCCAACAUCAAUCUCCGUCCCAAACAAUUUUGGGCCCAGGCCAUUUUACUGCCAUCCACCGCCGAUGCAAAUUUUGCCAAGGGAGAAUUUUGCUGGAUCAAUGCCUGUUUUCCCAAUGUUUGGUGCUCAAAGGCAGCAAGUCAGAUAUAGCCAAUCCUUACAUCUCACCCCGUCUCGCGUCCAGCCUCCACAAGGUUACAUAAACCCACAUGUUUACUAUCCGCAGGAUUUACGGUGACUACUCAGUAACCCAAAUGACCAAGAGAACUUGAAAAUGAGAUUUGUGAUGGGUCUAAAAUACUGGGAUCAGUGAUGAACCCGUCUUAAGAUGCCUGACUCUCAACAGGAAUUUUUUUUCCACAUAGAUUUGCUUUCUUUAGUUGUCUUUUCAGGUACACAUAUUUGCCCUCAAAGUGUUUUAAUUACAUUCUGCAAAGUUGCAGUACAUUAUAGCAUGGUAUUUUUUCAAAUAGUGACCAAGCAUACAUUUCACUAUUUAUCAAAUAAGCCAAUAAUAUUACAAUUA